This is a messenger RNA of Monopterus albus (swamp eel), 4563 nucleotides long. It is a transcript of the gene adamtsl7, whose product is annotated as ADAMTS-like 7. The coding region runs from base 1 to 2001 and encodes 666 amino acids. Gene Ontology annotation, biological process: extracellular matrix organization; proteolysis. The record is from RefSeq and is a predicted model, not a curated record. The transcript is spliced from 14 exons. NCBI's taxonomy places the organism in Eukaryota, Metazoa, Chordata, Actinopteri, Synbranchiformes, Synbranchidae. Gene Ontology annotation, molecular function: metalloendopeptidase activity. Gene Ontology annotation, cellular component: extracellular matrix.
AUGGGAGUCAGUCUCUCCAUGGCCGGACUGUGGCAGCAGCUCAGCUCUCUGAGGCAGGGUCGCGUUAUGGCUCUCCUCAACUUCAUUUAUCUUCUCUACCCAUCCUCAGCUGCUCUUCCCUGGGACAUCAAAGCCAGCCCAUCCCCUCUGCAGGGGUUUGAUGUGGUGAAGGCUAAUUUCUCCUGGACAUACCUCCACAUUGGCUACCAUAAGAUUACUGUGAUUCCUGUAGGAGCACAAAACAUCAACAUAAAGGAGACAGUAAAGAGCCCAAAUUAUCUGGUGAUUCCUGUAGGAGCACAAAACAUCAACAUAAAGGAGACAGUAAAGAGCCCAAAUUAUCUGGCUCUGAGGACCAAAACUGGUGCCUCAAUCAUCAAUGGUAACUGGGUGAUUGACAGGCCCGGGCUCUUCACUGCUGUGGGAACGCAGCUGACAUACAGACGACCCAAUGAAAUCCGCUCUCGUAGUGGAGAGUCCAUCACUGCGCCAGGGCCGCUGACUGAGGACCUGCAUGUUUAUUUGAUCUACCAGCAACCAGGUCCCAGUGUGUACUAUGAAUACAGUGUGCCUUUACACAACACACACCCUACUCCUGAGCCAGAUGCACCUUCUGAUAUUCUGCUCCUGGGCGAAACUGUCAGUCCACCCCACCCAGCUGAGAAGGCGCACCAAAGCAAUAUCACCAACAAUGAUAUCACCAAGGAGACACCCCAUCCUAACCAGGUUCCCCCUUAUCCCGGCAUGGACACUGACCCUCGGCUCACCUACACCUGGAAAAAGAGUGGACACACAGAGUGCAGCAUGACCUGUGGCACUGGCAGGCGUCAGGUGCUCUGGAAGUGUGUUGAGAAGGAUUCCCAGGUGACUGUUCCUCGUGAACUCUGUGACCCUACCAUUAAACCAACAAACCUGGAAGAAGACUGCAACACUCAACCCUGCCCUGCAUAUUGGGAUGUGGGGGAGUGGUCAGAAUGCAGCACGAGAUGUGGACUGGGCACCCAGCACCGCCAGGUCAUCUGCCGCCAGGUCACUCACGUCCACGCCAAUGGGACAGAGACUUCGGUUAUUGUGGUACCAGAGCUGUGUGGGUCAUCUGAUAACCCAGUGACCAAAGCUACCUGUCAGGUGAAGAUUUGCAGCCAGUGGGAGAUUCGAUCUGAGUGGAGCCCGUGUUCAGUGCCAUGUGGGGUGGGUCAGCGCCACAGGGAGGUGGUGUGUGUGAGCAACCAGGGUGAGGUGGAGGAAGAUGAGGAGUGUAACAAGAACCUAAAGCCAGACAUGCUGCAAAACUGUGACAUGGGAGCCUGUGCACGCAGCUGGUUCACCUCCCUCUGGAGCCAGCGGUGCUCUGCAGAGUGUGGUAGGGGCAAUCGAACCCGGACAGCAGUAUGUCUGAUGGAUCAUGUGACUGAUCUCCCAUUGGAUAGCUGUGAAGGGGAACACCCACCAGAAGUGACAUUUUGUGACUCAGGCCCAUGCCAAAACCGACUGGAGUGGUAUACAGGACCUUGGAGUCAGUGCUCUGCAGAGUGUGGGAAUGGUACGCAGACCCGGAGUGUGGCUUGUCUUUUCAACAACAAUGGUCGCAUGGAGGUUGUGGACCAGUUAAAAUGUUCUAGUCUGCCUCAGCCUGUCACAGAUCAGACCUGCAGACUAAAACCAUGUGGUGUCCAGUGGUAUGUUACAGAGUGGAGUGCGUGCUCUCGCUCCUGCAACGGUGGCUACCGUGUGCGAGAGGUGCGUUGUCUCGCCGACAACGUUACCCCAAGUGACCACUGUGACCCCAGUUUGACCCCAGAGAGUCGAGAAGAAUGCAACAAACAACCUUGUGUAGCUGAGAUAAAUCCAUCAUGCAGAGACCAGCAUCAUAACUGUAUGCUUGUGGUUCAAGCCAGACUCUGUAUUUACACCUACUACAGAAGUGUCUGCUGCGCUGCCUGCUCUCGCAUGCAGAAAACAUACUUGAACUCAUUUCAGAAGAACCAGAUCCGCAGGUGAUGCUGCCUUUUGGACACAACCCUGUUUGAAAAAACAACAACAAAACAUCAGGGAAACUGACAGUGAGCUUUGUUCGAAGAGAACCUCGGUGUGUACACAGCACAGUUUAAUAUUCAGUCACUCAGUCUUCAAGAGAGUAUGAACACUGGCAUACAUCUGCCACAGCAUGACCCUACUGUUUAAGUGAAGUGCUGUUUUGUUCAACACCUAACUGGAUCCAAAUAGUCUGAAACUUUAUCUCAUGACAACACAGGCACACACACAAAUACAUUUAUAAGAAUUUUCCUAUGUAUAGGUCUAGAGAGAGUUUCUCGGUGUAACUUUAAACUGUUUACACUUGGUGGUGUAGUUAUACUGCUAUAUUUAUUCUUACAAAAAAAAGCAUAUAAUUCUGGUCCUCAGCUGUUUUUGUUGUUUUAUUGCAGGAGUCUCAGAAAAUACUGAACUGUCUGAUGAUGUUGCUUGGUGUUUCAACCCUCCAUUUUUGGGGUAUUUUAACAUAUUAAAAUGUAAGGAAAUUAUAUCACUACAUUACAUAAAGCCUGAGUAGCAAAUUUGUGUCUAUAUAAAAUUUUGUGGAGUAAUAAGUAUACAUGAGAUAUAGUGCAGGCAUAAAGUGGCAUGAAAAAGUGCCCCUUUAUUCCCACAGUAGUGAAAACAUGAUGUAGAUGUUCAUGCUGCACAUUUCAUCUGUGCACCACUCUACCCUCCCAAAAAAAUCAAUUUAGCUCUGUACAUUCAUUCAAUAUAGUAAUACUAUUGCUUUAAUGAGCCGGGCUUACAGCACGUGAAAGGCCAUAAUUCAAUCAAGAGAAAUUAAAGCACAGAAAGGAACAUUAAAUGAACACCAAUGACAAAUGCACAUUUCAUUCUGUUUCUCAUAAAACAAAAGUAACAUGGGGACUGAGACUUUUUUCAAUAUUCACUUUAUGCUCUCAUUUUUUAGCUACACAUACAUUUUAGCAAUGUCCCUGUGGUGCUGCAGAGUUUCUCUGUGCUUGUGUGUGCAAGGCUUAACUGUUAGAUUUAUGCUAGUAGGCUACUAAGGAUGUGUGAUAGGUGGGUGGGUCUGAGCCUUUGGCAUUAAGGGAUGUAGGGUCCACAUUUACCAGUAAGAUCCAUGUGUCUUGAAUUAGUUGGACACCCUAACCCCUGGAAACAUUCAAGGCUCUCUUUUCAUGCUGAUAAACCUUAUUCCAAUCUAUAAGUUUAUAUAUAUUUUAUAGAUACUGGGCAGGAUUUUUGUAAACAGAAAUAACAGCCACAUAUAUUUUUUUUUUCUUGAUAGCUUUUUUUUUUUUUGCUUUAUCCUUGGCAUUGGGUACCAGACAGUAAAACGUUAACAGCAUUGUUACUAAAGACGCCAACAAUAAGCUCUCUAAAAACAUGAUUGUUAGCUGCCCUCAGCCCUCCUCUACAUCCCACAGCCCUCCCAUUGUCCUCAUAUUGAACAAUCACCAUUUAUACAAGUCAGUUUGGAAAAUACAAUGGCAAGUGAUAUUUUCCUCUAAGAUUUCAUUGUGAACAACAAAAAAUAUACCUCGCUCCCCAUCUGAUUUGUUCAGCUUAUCAAACGCAGUAACUGGUUGGUUUUCUUUGUGGCGUCGUACCAACAUCUGCUGAUUUCAAUAUUGUAGAAGCUUUACAAAGACAUAAAUAUACCAGAAUACAAUACAGUAAAAAUACAAAAUAAAGUUGAUAAAGUUUUUUUUCUUAAAUGUUAAUUUACCAGAGGUAAACCCAGAAAUGGAUCAUUGACACGAGGCAAAAAACACUAGAAUUACCCCCUGAGGUCAAAUGAUAAAAGAAUAGCCACGUCUCAAGUCAGAGCUUAGGUUCCAGAUAACUCACUACUUUCAUGUUAUUCAUAAGUAGUCUAUUAUGUAUGUACAGGACUACAGACAAAAUGUGGGUGUCCUGUGUGAUACAUAGUCAGUGUGUACUGUGCAAGUGCACGAGAUGGGUGUUAUUACUAGACUAGUGAGACAAUAAGCUAAGGAAAACUUGAAGGCACAAUUAUCUGAGGCAGAAUAUACCUCGAGAAUCAAACAGAACAGCUGUGGUGUCAAGGGAUUCAAAAGAGUAAAAGAAAGAAAAAAUACAAUAGUGUACAGCUUCAGGCAGUGAAUCAUGUUAAGGCCAAAUUAUUUAAGAUCGUCCAAUCAGAACGCUGACAGUAAAGAGGAUGUUAGACCUGACAAAUCACACAGAUUUGUACUAAGAUAACAGUUUUUAUACCAGAAUGCUUUUCUAUAUUUUGUCAUAGCCAGGCUCGCUACAUGGAUAUUUCUUCUCAAGGUUAAGUCAAUUAUAUUAAAGGCUUUCUUUUGCUAGUCUUCCAGAGGUUGUUGUUAUGCACAAUAAUAUAUAAAUGUAUGUUACAAGAAUAUACAUAGGCUUCAGUCUGUAAUAUCUCAGGAAGGAGUAUAUCCAAGCAUUCCUGUUGAGGACUUUGGCUUUUUAAAGUCAGUCUACAUAUGCACAAAUAUGAAACACACGUAGAAAAUGCACCAUAGAAUAUGAGGAUAUGUAAAAUAAAAAAAAAAAAAAAAAAAAAAAAAA